This is a messenger RNA of Corticium candelabrum, 946 nucleotides long. Its product is annotated as adipose-secreted signaling protein-like. The coding region runs from base 311 to 790 and encodes 159 amino acids. The record is from RefSeq and is a predicted model, not a curated record. Lineage: Eukaryota; Metazoa; Porifera; Homoscleromorpha; Homosclerophorida; Plakinidae. The transcript is spliced from 3 exons.
CGUUAUGUCAUCGCAUCCGUAAAGGAUAUAUCGAUAUUUUGUAGACACGACAUCAUGCGCUGCCAUCUUGUGAGUAUUUAGUAUCUACUUUCUGGUCCACGACAUAGUCUCGAGGGUACAGCCAGAUUCCCCUACGUGGCAAAGUACCGGCCGGCCAGAAACAUUUGCCACUCAAACAAACCGCCUACUCUCGCAUUCUUUAAUCAGAGGUCUGCAUGUUAGGUUCAAUGCCUUGACAUAAGCAUGCGCAAACAAGUUCAGAACUCCGGGGUAACCACCACCGCACCGGAAGUGGGAAGUAUUCGGUGACAUGGCAGUUUCACGAGUUCGCUUCGCCAGUGAUGUCGAGUUGGAAGGAAACUCAGUACGCGCAGAAGGUCCUGAAUCAAGUUCAGUGCUAACACCGACCUCAGAUUAUCACAUCAACCUCGGCCUUCUUUCUUUCAAACACAUUUACGAAGCUUGUUUUGAUAUCGAACACAACCUAGGCGUUCAACUCGAUUUGACUCAAGUUAUUCCAAGCCUAUACUUGACCAUCUUACAAGCCACGCCCACUACUACUGGUCAUAAUGUCUGCAUCAAAGUCAAAGCUUCAAGAGACGGACCAUUCAAAGAGUAUUUCGUCUUGAGAAGCUCCGAAGACUCCAAACGAACACUGAAAGUUAUGGUAACUGCGAAAGUGCUGGGCAAACACAAGGGCACGCCGCUAUUGAAGACUGGAGUGAGAUGCAUUGAUACAGAGCCAGAUGAUGAUGAUGCUACCACUGACUGGCAGGGAUUUGAUGAUUAGUUGUACGCUGUAGUAGUGCAUUAUAAAGUCUAUUUUGCACAGUUACACUGUCUUCAUCACCAUGCUUUUGUUCAAAUUCCAAGUAUCGCUUGAAGAAAAACUUCAUUUUCUUUGUAGAAAGGGUUAGACAGAUGACACGUUCAAGUAGAUCUCUAU